AAAACGCAAGGGCUCUUCUCAGUCAUUUUGCCUUUUUGACAUUUAGGGUUUUUGGGACUGGCAUUCCAUCACUGUUGCGUGACCUCUUCCUCCUUGUUGCGAGCUGAACCAGAAACCCUCCACCAAACCCUAACCCCGCCUCAACCAUGGGUAUCUCCAGGGAUUCUAUGCACAAGCGUCGAGCAACAGGAGGCAAGAAGAAGUCAUGGAGGAAAAAGCGAAAGUAUGAGCUAGGGCGUCAACCUGCGAAUACCAAGCUCUCGAGCAACAAGACAGUGAGGAGGGUUAGGGUAAGAGGUGGUAAUGUGAAAUGGAGGGCUUUGAGGCUCGACACUGGAAAUUGUUCAUGGGGCAGUGAAGCAGUAACAAGAAAGACCAGGAUUCUUGAUGUGGUUUACAAUGCAUCGAAUAAUGAACUGGUCCGGACUCAGACUCUGGUUAAGAGUGCCAUUGUUCAGGUUGAUGCUGCUCCCUUUAAGCAAUGGUAUCUUCAGCACUAUGGGGUUGAUCUUGGGAAGAAGAAGAAGGCUUCAGCCACGAAGAAGGAAGGAGAGGAAGCUGAGGGUGCUACAGAGGAGGUGAAAAAGAGUGACCAUGUUAAAAGGAAGCUGGAAAAGCGUCUUGAGGGUCACAAACUUGACCCACACAUUGAAGAACAGUUUGGUGGUGGCAGACUAUUGGCAUGCAUCUCGUCUCGCCCUGGACAAUGUGGACGAGCUGAUGGAUACGUCUUGGAGGGUAAGGAGCUAGAGUUCUAUAUGAAGAAGAUCCAGAGGAAGAAGGGGAAGGGAGCUUCUGCCUAAAUUACUCAUGCCUUGCUUAUAAACUUAUGGUUCUCGCACUUGUUUUGCUUUUUUGUUUUAGGAAAAUUUUCGUCAGUGAUGAUUGUUCGUUGCGGAUAUUGAGAAUGUUGGCUCAAGCAGACUUUGUCUAUUGCCAUUUAAGUGAAUUUUUGUAUGUCUACUUUGUUUGUGGAUGGAAUGUUGAAUGUUGCUAUUUUGGUUUCUUUUAUUAUUAGAUGUGCGAAGUUAAUGACAAA
Amborella trichopoda is the source of this 1039-nucleotide messenger RNA. Its product is annotated as small ribosomal subunit protein eS8. NCBI's taxonomy places the organism in Eukaryota, Viridiplantae, Streptophyta, Magnoliopsida, Amborellales, Amborellaceae. Gene Ontology annotation, biological process: translation. The record is from RefSeq and is a predicted model, not a curated record. Gene Ontology annotation, molecular function: structural constituent of ribosome. Gene Ontology annotation, cellular component: ribosome.